AUGCCAUCCUUUACGUAUCUGCCAUGCGGCUCGAUGUACGUCAGGUGCUCCACCACGAUCGUGGCCUGCAAAACCAUGGAUCCAAUCCAUCAUCCUGACACACAUCAUCACAGCUGGUUUUACUGCAGCAAGCUCAGCCCGCAUCUGGGGCACCCUAAUCCGUCACCCCAUCCGACUUCAGAAUGUAUUCGUUGGGUUCGGCAACUCACCACCAGCAUCCAACCAAAUCUAGCGGAUCAACGGCGCAUCAACUUAGUUCCUGGCUUUGUGACUGUGGAGCGGUUGAAAAUGAAUUGCACGUUUUUGAUGAAUGUCCCGCUUACAAGAGCAUACGGGCUAAGUACGAUGGUGACCUAG
Messenger RNA from Volvox carteri f. nagariensis, 357 nucleotides. RefSeq lists its product as uncharacterized. The coding region runs from base 1 to 357 and encodes 118 amino acids. The record is from RefSeq and is a predicted model, not a curated record. Lineage: Eukaryota; Viridiplantae; Chlorophyta; Chlorophyceae; Chlamydomonadales; Volvocaceae. The transcript is spliced from 5 exons.